AUGACAACAAAAUUAUCGGAUGAUCUAUCGUCGUGUGCAAUACUUAUCGUUUACGCUGGAUCCAAAGAAAUCUAUUUUUCAAACCGAAAAUCACUAGAGGCAAUAGCUUCAAGAGUUAUUACCAUAGUGCUUUUGGCUGAACCCCUUUCUCCCGAGGAGACUCCGCCUCCUUCGAGUCAUCACGUCGUGCUAUCUGUUGCAACAGCCACCUUUAGUGGUGAGAGUAAGAGUUUUUUUGAGCAUGUGCUUCUUGAGUCGAUGGCAGUGGCAAUGGAGAAUACCAACGGAUGUAUUUGUGCUGAUGACAUAGCCUUCUCUUCGAAUGACCGGAUAAAACUCUCAGGUAGCUCGAAUCCUGUGGUGAUAAGGAAGAUGUGGGGCAGUUUUGGGCCAGAUGUUGUCUUCCGUUGUUUUGCUUCAGUUCGUGCUGAAAAAGAUGCAAUUGUGGAUGGAAUUACAGUUGGCGGACUCUUAAAGAUUGUUCUGCCAAAGGCUCGCGUUCAGAUACUACCGGAACGUUUGCAGCCAUCACUGAUUUUUUUAGUCUCUCCUCAGGGAAGACAGAGUGCUCUGGAGGCGAUGCAGAGUUUUGCUGAACAUGACUGUUCUCUCUCCUUUGAACCGGAUACUGGUGAGAGUCGGUUGGAGGUCACAUGCAACGUGGACCCUCAAACCGUUUUAGAUGAGGUUCAAAACUGCAUUAGCGAAGAGAGUCUUCUGGACAUACGAGUGGCCUACUCCUUUGAAGUUUUGUCUUCUACCAGAACAUUUCCAUUGCUACAGGCGAUUGCUGCUCACCAUAGGGUUCCCGAUGAGGAGUUGGGAGUCGCCAUUGAGCAGGUUUCCAUGUGUCAGUUUGCCGCUAUGCCAUUUCGCCAAAUUAUUUCACCACCGGUUCCACUAGAAAUAAUGGGUCAUGACACCAAGGACGCCGAUGAGGACGUGGUGUACACUGUUGGUGUGAAACAACUGCACGCGUUACUAACUGAGAUUGUUCGGAAAGAGGUCGGAGCUGCUUGUGAGCCACUCAUCCAGGUAGGGAGGGUAAAUACAAAACCUGAGCCAAACCAAGAGGAUAAUAAACAUUUUAGUGGUGAAGCAAGUCUGAAUGAGCACUUUCAAGUAUCAAAUAAGAAAAGCUAUAUACAACCUAUGCAAGCGCCAGAAAUUAUAAACUUUGAAACUAUGAGGAGCUCCAUGCGUUGGGACGUGGAAGGUGAUACAGCAGAUAUGAUGAGAAAAAAUCAGCCACCUGGCUCCUUGGAAUUAAGUCUUCUCAUGGCGAGGCUGGACCAGAUGGAAGCGAAACUGCAGAGUACAGAGAUGCGACUCGCCAACCUAACAAAUAUUGAUACGGAUCAAUUGGCAUUACCACUAGCUGCACUACGGGCGGACAUUUCUGAUUGCAGCACGCGGAUGGUGGCCCUAGAGAAGGUGGCAGUAAAGUAUCCUCAGUUGGAGGUUGUUUCUUCUGCUGUUAGUGAUCUUGAAAAGUGGAAAGCCAUGGAGGCAGAUGUGCAGUCGCUGAAGACGCGCCUCUCAGAAGUCAUGCAAACUUCUGGGAUACUACGAGGCGAGCUGGAUUUUGUAUCCGCAGGAUUUCUGCGGCGCCUGGAGAAUCUAGAGAAGAGGCGGCAGCCGUCUUUGCCAUCUUUGCCACAUGCGACGGAAGGUACAGUCGAUGAUCUUCGUUAUCGGUUGAAAUCUCUUGAGGAAGAAACCAGUUGCUUGGUGACCAAGGCAGUGAAUUUUGACCGGGCGAUAGCUGAGCUACAGCAGACGUGUGCCCCUUGCCAAGGCGAAAAGGAAAACAUGCUUGAACACAAGUUGGAGGCACUCUCGCAGAAGAUGGAAAACCUUUUGGAAGAGGCUCUGCAAGCCCUUCAACAGCACAGUGAAAUGGGCGUGCGUGGUGUAAAAAAAGAGCUUUUCAACAGACUGGACAAAAUGACAGACACAUGGAACGAGAAAUUUGAACACUUACGGUCAAUACUCAGCACGACACAGGCGAAAGACAACUUGUGGCAAAGACACGAAAAGAAAGUAAUAGGAGGUCAAUGA
Trypanosoma grayi is the source of this 2061-nucleotide messenger RNA. RefSeq lists its product as hypothetical. The transcript has a single exon. Lineage: Eukaryota; Euglenozoa; Kinetoplastea; Trypanosomatida; Trypanosomatidae. The coding region runs from base 1 to 2061 and encodes 686 amino acids. The record is from RefSeq and is a predicted model, not a curated record.